ACGAAAACGAGAGUUUCUAUUGGACAAAUUCAGGAAGGUCCCUCCCUGCUUCGUUCCGUUUCUGUUCCAUUUUUUCUGUUUGCUUCCUAGAGUAAACGGUACACGGUUUCCAUUUUGCAACAGACAAAACGUUUUACAACCGAAUCUGACUAAUGAAUACACCCCAACUGUAUUGACAACAUUGACCAUCGUCGAAUCACGAAGAAACGUCUGGCCAAGGUGCAUUGGGAAAGGAUAGCCAGCUAGCUUGUUAACCAUGGCAACCAUGCGUCGUCCAAGGUACUCUCUCCGAGACUCUCUGUACUGGGAUGAGACUGAGUGCCUGACAUACUAUGGGAUGCUCUCUCUACACGAGAUGUUUGAAGUUGUCGGUUCUCAACUGACAGAGACAGACGUUGAGGUGCUGUCGUUCCUCUUGGAUGAGACCUAUCCGGCUGGAGGGCAUCCCUUGGACCCAGCUGGCUGGACCAGCGAGCCCAGUGAGGAGGACCCUGAGGCCAGUAAAGGAGUCUCCCCCAGCCCAGUGCUCCUGGAGGCCUGGCGGCGGUUACAGCCCAAGGGUCCUGCCUUGGCCUGUCCUACUGCUGCCCGCCACAAGCCCAAGAGUGGGCUAGAACUGCUGCUGGAGCUGGAGAGACGAGGGUACCUCAGUGAGGGCAACCUGGAGCCCCUGUUGCAGCUGCUGCGAGUCCUGACGCGACACGACCUCCUGCCUUUGGUGUCUCGCAAGAAAAGGAGGACAGUAUCACCAGAACGUUUCAGAGUGGACUACGGGACAGAGGACAGAAGACAGGUUUGCACAUCUGGACUGACUGACCCCUGUGCACAGACAGAAUCACAUGACGAACACACAACACAGCAAUGGAGGGGGGGUGUUGACCCUGCCAGGCCAGCGCCCGCCCCCCUACGGAAGAAGAGGGGUAAAGGCCGUCGCUGGACCAACAAGCCCCCCGCCCACAGGAGAAGAACGGGCAUCCCCGAAAUGCCUCCCCCACCUGUACCUGAGAAAGUGACCUGCGACAUUCGUCUGCGCGUGCGAGCAGAGUACUGGGAGCACGAGUCGGCCCUGCGCGGCGGCGUCUCCUCGGACAAGCAGCAGCCCCUGGAGCGGCAGUUUGAGCUGUUCAGUCGUGCCACCUCCGUGCUGCGCGCCCGCGACCUGGGCUCCAUCAUCUGCGACAUCAAGUUCACUGAGCUGGACAACCUGGAGGCCUUCUGGGGGGACUAUCUGAGUGGAGCGCUGCUAGAGGCCCUGAAGGGGGUGUUCAUCACAGACUCUCUGCGGAGGGCGGCGGGGAGUGAGGGGGUCCGGCUGCUGAUCAGUGUGGACCAGGAUGACUACGAGGAGGGUCGCAGACUGCUGCUGGACGCACAGGAACAACAGGCCGGCUGCUGGGGACGAGACAGACCCAACCUGAGAAAGCUGGUUAUGGACGUUCGGCUCUGACAGACAGACAGGCAGGCAGCUGUGCGAGGUCAUGAUCCCAAGGAAAGAGGAAUGAAAAGGAGAAUAAAAUAGGAAGAGGAACAUUUUAUUUUUUCUCUCCUUUUUAAGUCUGUCAUGCUGAGAACAGAGGAUACAGCCACUCCUAUGUCAGGGGAAUAGUCCCCAGGGAAAACAACCAAACUUGAAGUGAAGGCAAACUGGACUAAAACACACUGUUCUGUUUUGUUUUGAAUGGAUAACACAGGUUGCGCUGAGCCUAGAUGCCCUCAGGGCACUGAGGAAGAGACUGCCUCUGUCACACACACACACACACACACACACACAAACUAAACUUCCACUGUAACACACACACAAACUACCACUGUCUUAAACAUACACACUCUGUGCGCUAAUGUUGAGCAGCUCUGGUUAUGUUUGAGGAGCGUGUGAGAUGCCCUGCAAGGCGAACUUCACCCGCCUAAAUAUUAGUUUCAGUUUCCAUUGAAAUGUAUGAUUUUGAAAAGAUGAGCGAGACUGCAGCUCUCAGACACUGAGGGAGAGAUUAUUGGGAAAUGACUAAAGCAUGAGAUUAUGUUUGGACCUUUUGGGAGAGAAUUUGAAAUAUAUGGCGAAGGGAAGACUACCUGAGGUGUAGUGGACAAAUCGCUGGUCCUUCGAGAACACCAGUCCACACACACACACACACACACACACAAACACCAUGAUCACAAGCCACUGGUAGUCCCAUCACUGUGUGCCAUGCUAACCCAGGGCCUGAUAGCUGUGGUCAGUGGCCAUCUCAUCUCAGAUGAUAGGAGGGAUUACCUCUCAACCUCAGCCAAUCAUAGAGAACACAUCACAUCACCACAAGUUGUUGAACAGCAGCUGGGAUAACACAUGACUAGGCUGUGCCCACCCGGGCUUCCAGCAAGGCAAGGCCACUGCCUUUCCCGUUGGAACUAAAGCACAGGACAGUGCUUCAGUCAAUAAAUGUGAUGUCGAAGAGAUCAAAAUCAGAAAGGUACAUCCUAGCUCCACUCAGCCCUGCCUUGUAGGCCCCACUAGAGUGGCUCACAGAGCGCUGUCCGUCUCUAGUCUAUUCACCCUGGUGGAACUAAUGCCUGAACUCCUGAGUGGGAUCAAUAACCCCCUCUCUGUCUCUCCACCACCACUAUGGGAGAGUGAGGAGAAUGAGUAAGGGGAAGAGGAGAGGUAGGAGAAGGGGGAAGAGAGGAAGAGAGGGAGAAGGAUCACCACCUCCAUCCUGCUUUUCAGCUCCUGGACAGCCGCCUCAUCCUUUGGAGGAGAAGUCCCCUGAUACAACCAGGCUGCCUGGUCUGCUACAGCACUGUGUCUGGUUCACACAGCUCUAUGGGACCAGGGUUGGAGGACUAGGGAGGGACUCAGGAAAACCUUAGUAGUGUAUGCUUUUUCUGUGUUUUGAUAUAUGGAUUUAUUAGUGUAGCUUUGUAUUGUCCAUAAGAGAAAAUAAUAAAUAUACUGUGUAUUCUAAUUCGUUAAUUUAGGGUGAACUUUUGUUUAAGUAGCUGGAUAUUUUUUAUUUAGGCACUGCAAAAGUGCUGUAUAUUAGUUUAAUAUAUUAGUGGAAAGUUGGAAUUAUUUCAAAUAAAAAAUAAAUGGUUCAUCAAA
This is a messenger RNA of Coregonus clupeaformis (lake whitefish), 3076 nucleotides long. RefSeq names its product DNA-binding death effector domain-containing protein 2. Gene Ontology annotation, cellular component: nucleolus. NCBI's taxonomy places the organism in Eukaryota, Metazoa, Chordata, Actinopteri, Salmoniformes, Salmonidae. The record is from RefSeq and is a predicted model, not a curated record. Gene Ontology annotation, biological process: regulation of apoptotic process; extrinsic apoptotic signaling pathway via death domain receptors; apoptotic process. Bases 257 to 1447 code for a protein of 396 amino acids. The transcript is spliced from 7 exons. Gene Ontology annotation, molecular function: protein binding; DNA binding.